Phyllotreta striolata is the source of this 1734-nucleotide messenger RNA. Lineage: Eukaryota; Metazoa; Arthropoda; Insecta; Coleoptera; Chrysomelidae. The record is from the annotation of a GenBank genome assembly.
AAAAACGAAAUGAUAACAUGAUAACGACUAAAAUAAUAAUUGAGAACCGAAAGAAAAACACAGUUAAAUUUAAUAAAUCUAAAUAACUUCAGUUAUGUUUAAGUCGUUUAAUUGCUUCAGUGCCUUGCAUUAGUCAGUUAUAAGUUUUCGUUGUGGUAAUGGUGAUUAUGUUCAACAUUUAAAUUAGCUGAAGUUAUUUCAAUAUAAAUACCAAGCUUAGUGAAAAACACUUUCAAAAUGGAUCAAAUGCUACCGAGCCCUGGUUUUAGUAUACCUAGUAUAGGUACACCUCUUCAUCAACCCGAGGAAGACCAGCUAAUUUUACCGAACGCCAUACAACAACAACAAAGUCUACCUACUACUAACUCACAAGUGCCUCCUCUAGCUCCAAUGGGAGGUUCUACUCCAACGCUUGGUCUAGGUUUAGGCCAUGCUAUGUCUAUGCCACAUACAAAGUAUGUAACUGGAUUUUCACUGCCUAUCAGUUCUAUGGCUCCUCAAACACCACAACAUACAAUGAUGAGUCCUAUGGUAAACGUAGGUGGAACUGGUACCACUAGUGCUGGUGUAACCCCUACAUUGGGUCCCUCUACACCUUCACCAAUGACUCCUAUGACACCGCAUUCAGCAGAUCCCGGAAUCGUUCCACAAUUACAAAACAUCGUCUCAACUGUAAACUUGAGCUGUAAAUUAGAUUUAAAGAAAAUUGCCUUGCACGCGAGAAAUGCCGAAUACAAUCCGAAGCGAUUUGCUGCCGUAAUUAUGAGGAUAAGGGAACCGAGGACGACGGCUUUGAUAUUUUCGUCGGGGAAAAUGGUGUGUACAGGUGCGAAAAGUGAAGAAGACUCGAGACUAGCGGCGAGAAAGUACGCUCGAAUUAUACAAAAGUUGGGGUUCCCUGCGAAGUUUUUAGAUUUUAAAAUACAGAAUAUGGUGGGAAGUUGUGAUGUUAAAUUUCCGAUACGAUUGGAAGGUUUGGUUUUAACUCACAGUUCUUUCAGUAGUUACGAGCCGGAAUUGUUUCCUGGUCUUAUAUAUCGUAUGGUGAAACCAAGAAUUGUUCUGUUAAUAUUUGUUUCCGGCAAGGUUGUUCUGACUGGUGCUAAAGUUAGACAGGAAAUUUACGAAGCAUUUGAUAAUAUUUAUCCAAUUUUAAAAAGUUUUAAGAAGCAAUGAUAUGCUAUUUUUGUUUUAUGGACAAUUUUCAUUUGAUUUUCACUAGAUUUACUCGUUUUGGUUUGUCAUAGUAUAACUAUUUUUUUGUUAUUUGAAUUAAACUACGCAUUUUUUAAAUAUUACCAAUUACAUUUCCAUUUUUACAUAAAACAAAUUACAAUGACUUGUCAAGAGUCCUAUAAAUCAUACAAGUUCAUUUCCUAAACCUGAAAAGAGUUUUCAUAUUUAUGAAACGGGUCCUUGCUCUUAUCAGAAGUAAUUUAUAAUGUUUAUCGCAUCAGCAAGGGCGGCAUUUGUCCAACAUGAAAUAUUUUAUAACCUGUCGAUUCUUUUGGGUUUUUCUUAUUUCAAUUUAUAUGUUAGGAACGCAGUAUAGGAACAUUUAACAGAUUGGGUUUACAUAAUUUCCAUUUGUAUGUUAGAAGCGUAGUAAAAGUUUUUAAUGGUUGAAUUUUAUACUGAGAAAUAUUUUUAGGAUAAAAUUUUAAGUUGACCAUUCAAUAAAACUAUUUCAAUUUGUUGAAGAAUUGAUAUGUAAAUAAAUUGACUCUAAUUAAC